This is a messenger RNA of Symbiodinium sp. CCMP2592, 351 nucleotides long. Lineage: Eukaryota; Dinophyceae; Suessiales; Symbiodiniaceae. The record is from the annotation of a GenBank genome assembly.
AUGUCGGCAGCCAAGUGGCUUGCUGCCAUCUGCGGCAUCAUUGCAGCGGCGCUGCUGCUACUGUACUAUAUUCUGCUGUCCAGACUGACGGCGAAGAAAAAGAAGAAGGGCAAGAAGAAGAAGGAAGAGCCUGAUACACAGGAGCCGGCCAGAAAUGAGAGCCUUCCCAAGGGAGGCCGACGGAAGGUGGCAGGCGAGCUACCCAAAGACCUACCUAGCACGAAGGAAGCGAUUGCCAAGCAUCUCGGACGGGGGCCUGAAGUCUUGGAGAUGGAGGCGCUCCUGAAGCGCGAUGCUCUGCACGUCUUCCGGCGGCUUGAGGCGGCCUCGGCCGAGGAGGGGCAGCUCUAA